GCGUCAAAAAGGUCAAAAUCGAUUUUCUUGGUUUUGAGGUUGAGUUAAGGGGUGUCAAAAACGAAAUAAAUAAAUAAUAAUAUUAAAUUUAGUGAAAUGAGUGAAUAGAACAAAUAUACGCUUCCAGUGAGGAGAAAUAUCAGCUCUUAAGCAUGGCUAUGCACAAAGCUUUUCGAGUUUUCGAAAAAAGUAUACCAGCAAGUCCCCACAGUGUUCUUCUGGAGCACAAAGCUAAAGAAGAAACCCUACUGUUUGAGUCCCAAGCAGUAGCAGUUCUUUCUGUUCUUGAAAUCGAAGUAGUUAAGAAACAGUAUACAAAAAUACUAGACGCAUAUGGCUGUCUAGGAGUCCUUCAGCUUUAUUCUGGAGAAUCUACAUUACUGUACCUUGUUAUGGUAACUGGAUGUUUUUCCAUUGGAAAAAUAGUCGAUUCCGAAAUUUUUCGAAUUACUCAAACGCAAUUUGUGCCACUGCAUCAUGCACAGAAUGAGGAUAAAAUAUCGGAAGUGCGAAAAUUAUUAAACUCUGGAACCUUCUAUUUCUCCUGGUACUCUGGCUCUGCAGGGGGCAUUCCAUUAGAUCUCACUUUAUGCGCCCAACGUAGAACAAAAACUGCUGCAACAGAUCACAGAUUUUUCUGGAAUCGUAUGUUGCAUGUUCAUCUAGUCAGAUUUGGAGUUGAUUGCAAUAGUUGGCUAUUAAAAGCCAUGUGCGGGUCAGUAGAAAUCCGAACGGUUUAUGCAGGUCCAAAGAAAGCGUUUGCUGCUGUGAUUUCAAGACUGAGUUGCGAAAGAGCCGGAACGCGAUUUAAUGUGCGUGGUACAAAUGAUGAAGGCCAUGUAGCGAAUUUUGUGGAGACAGAACAAGUCAUUUAUUUAGAUAAUGAAGUCUCUUCAUACAUCCAGACCAGAGGCUCUGUUCCGUUGUUUUGGGAGCAACCGGGCGUGCAAGUGGGAUCUCACAAAGUGAGGAUAUCCCGGGGAUAUGAAGCAUCGAAAUCUGCAUUUGAUCGACACAUGUCCAUGAUAAAAGAGCGUUACGGGAAACAAGUUAUAGUGAAUUUGCUUGGCACUAGCCUAAUUGGAAGCAAGGAAGGCGAAGCCACCUUAAGCCAGGAGUUUCAGAAACACCAUAAAGAAUCCGCCUUCAACGACAUUCCCCAUGUAGUGUUCGAUUAUCAUCAAGAAAUUCGCGGUGGAAACCAAGCAAACUUGCAAAAACUAAGAAGCAAAGUUGAACAGCAGCUUCAGGAUUUUUCCUAUUUCCAUGCGGAUGGAAACGCGAUUUAUAGCUUGCAGACUGGAACGAUUCGAACAAAUUGUCUGGAUUGUCUGGAUAGAACAAAUUGCGUUCAGACAUUCUUUGGCUUGGAGAUACUCACCACACAGUUGCAAGUUAUGCAAAUGGUGGAUAAGAAAAUUACAAUAUCUAGAUUUGAGGAAGUUUUUCGGCAGAUGUGGAUCAACAACGGGAAUGAGAUUAGUAAAAUAUAUGCGGGAACUGGAGCCAUUCAAGGCGGGUCAAAAAUAAUGGACGGAGCAAGAUCGGCCGCGAGAACAAUCCAAAACAACCUCUUGGACAGCUCUAAGCAGGAAGCUAUAGAUAUAUUUUUGCUCGGUUCAACUUUAUCCACCGAACUAGCCGAUCGGGCUAGACAUUUAUUACCGUACAACACACUCCAUGCUCCUCCUCAUGUUUUGAGAGAAAUGUGUAAACGAUACACUGAAUAUACUGAAGCAUUACCAGUAAGAGUGGCUGUGGGAACUUACAACGUUAACGGAGGAAAGCAUUUCCGUAGUUUGGUCUUUAAGGACAUCAAAUUAUCCGACUGGCUUUUGGAUAAUCACAAGAACAAUCAGAACUUGGUUGAUACCAGUCAUUCUGACGUGAAUCGAAUGACGCCGGUAGAUAUUUACGCAAUUGGAUUUGAGGAAAUCGUGGAUUUGAAUGCAGCGAAUAUUAUGAAUUCCAGUAGUGACAAUGCAAAGGCAUGGGCUGUAGAACUUCAGAAAGUCCUGUCCAGGGAUUGUCCAUACGUUUUGGUUACUUAUCAGCAACUGGUUGGAGUCUGUUUGUAUGUCUUUGUCCGGCCUGAACAUGUUCCCUAUAUUAAAGACGUGGGGAUUGAUUCGGUGAAAACUGGACUAGGUGGUCAUACAGGGAACAAAGGAGCAGCGGCUAUUCGUCUGGUGUUCCAUGCUACUUCACUGUGUUUUGUAUGUGCUCACUUUGCGGCAGGUCAGUCGCAAGUGAAUGAACGAAACGCGGAUUAUAAUGAAAUUACAAGGAAAAUUGGAUUUCCAAUGAGCCGUUCUUUGAAUUCCCAUGAAUAUUUGUUCUGGUGUGGCGAUUUUAACUACAGAGUGGACAUGGAUAAAGAUGAAAUCAAGGAACUAAUUAAACAAGGGAACUAUGACGCUGUACUAGAGAACGAUCAAUUAAGAAAACAACAGUUGGAGGGCAACGUAUUCAAGAACUUCAUCGAAGGAAAAAUUACUUUUCCGCCCACUUACAAGUACGAUCUCUUCAGUGAUGACUAUGAUACUAGUGAAAAAUGUCGCGCGCCAGCCUGGACCGACAGAAUUUUAUGGAAAAGACGAAAACAUUCCCCCGAAAUAAAUGGGUGUGCUGACCAUUGGACUGCCGGUAACUUAAUUCAUUAUGGCAGGGCUGAGCUGAAGCAGAGUGAUCAUAGGCCCGUUAUAGCCAUUGUGGAUAUCGAAUGUCGAAUUCUGAAUUUGAACAAGAGGCAAGAUGUUUUUUAUGAAGUCAUAAAAGACAUGGGGCCUCCUGAUUCGACACUUAUCGUUCAUUGCGAAGAUGUUUCCGAUGAAGAUGACGGUUGCAUUUUCGACGAACAUAUGGUUCUCAUCCUCUUGGAAGAGUUUGCACAGUUUGGGGAAACGAUUUUAGUAAGAUUUGUCGGGGACAAAAUGUGGAUCACGUUCAGAGAUGGACAGUCGGUUUUGGAAGCAAUGCGGAAAACAAAUGGCACAUUAAGAAUCCAGGAUUAUGACCUUACGUUGUCCCUGAAAACUCCAGAUUGGGUCGAAAAAGCCAAAGAUGAGAUCGGGUUUUGUUCAAGUAACACAAUCCCGCUAUACUCUUCUCCCAGUCAGUCUGAUUAUAACUGCUUAGGUAUUCCUGAGGUUCAACAGAAAAUGCUACCGCCUGCUCGUCCUUUACCACCCAGCCGCCCGCCUCCACCUUCUAUGAAAUCCAAUCCCACUCCUUCUCCCACCAAGAAGCCCCAACCGAGGGCUGGAGUAAUAAGCAUUCCUGUAAAGCCCGCGCCACCUCCACCAUCACAUGCGUCACCUAUUCUAGUUCCUACAAUUUGUUCAGGCCUGCCUUCCUGUGCAUCUGGUUCUUCUAAUGGGGCGGUUCCUUCAACUGCACCUCCAGAUAUUCCGCCUCCUGACCUUCCUUCAAUGCCCUCAUUGGACCAAGAUGUUGGGAUUUACGAAGAAAUCACCGAUGAUGUGAAUAUCACUAUUCCAGAACCACAAGGUCCGCCGCCACCUCCACCUCGAGCGGAACCUUCCAUACCAGCAACGCCGGGUCGACCUCCUCCGGUUCCAGCAAGAUCCGCUCCUCCACCUCCACUACCUGCGCGACCUCGUCAAUAGUUUCUUGCGACAUUCUAUCACGAUCUGAAUUACUUUUUCAAUCUGCCCUUUCACACCGAGAUCACUAAAUUCGUAUACAAACUUCUCUUGGUUCUGAUGGCUACUUUAUUUCUCUAUGAGCUCUGGAUACAAGCUAUAGCAGUAUCGGUUAAAGGUCCCAUAAAGCUCUGGUAUUUAAAAAAGUAAUUGGUUGGCAAAAAGUUAUGUUUUACGUUUGGUUAUUUAAUGUGAUAGAAAAUGUGUAGUAGAUUAAUUAUCAUAUCGUUAGAAGAGCUGCAGCACUUUGGGUCGUAGUGAGCUUUAGCACCACCGGUAGAAUGUGGUUUUAGGGGGAAUAUUUCGAAUGCAAGAUUCCAGUCAUUCCAGUUCCACAUUGUGAUUGAUAUUCAGUAUUUAGCAACGUAUUUUAUUUACGUGGCGAAGGAGUUUCCGCCUUAUUAUUGCGCGUUUAAAAAUGUUUUUAGGAUUCCUAAUAAGAUCCAGACAUAUUUUAAUUUCGGUAAAUUAUCCUUAAUGUAGAUAUAAUGUUGGAGCAGAGGUACAACGCGACAAAAUUAGCAGAAUUGCCUGUUUUUACAGGCAAGCUUUAGUAAGUGUUGCGAUGUUAGAAAAAACAGCUUACGAAUUUAAUAAGCGUUUAUAUCAAUAUUGCCUACCCAUUCGUAUUCUCUUGCCUCUAUCUGUGAAUAUACAUUGGCUGUUAUUCUUUUUAAGUAUUUUGUCGAUAUUUAUUUUUUUAUUUUCCAAUAACUUAUCUGAUAAAAUUAUAUAUUGUACACUUUUAUUUAAUUCACAUAUUGUGUUAUCGAUCAUUCGAUUAGUAAGUCGUUCUCUGAAGGAAGACUAUUUGUAUUUACUGCUUAUUGUUAUUUCAAAAACUUCUUAUCUUCUUAUAUGUUUAAUUAUUUUUACGAUUCAGUCCGGCUUAUAUAGCAACUGAUAGGCUAUAGUAUAAUUGCAUGAUAUCCGUGUCUUGGAGGGUUAAAUUUCAAAUAAGUGUAGAUUAGUAUUUAAGAGUAUGUAGGGGUGAUUAGCAAAUUCAUACAUGGAGCAGGAUUGUGUAUUAUAACUGGUGUUUUUGUGAACAUGUUUAAGCAAAUUUUAAUUAUUUUAAACUCGUCUGCUCCGUGCCGCUUCUACAUGAAUCACCCAUGUAAGUGUAAAUAAAAAAUAAAUUCAUUUCUUGUGAGGUGAGAACAAACGUGAUGUCUCGCAGCUUCUGAAUGCACAUAAAAUAGUCUAAGGUUCACAGUUUGAACUUGAGCAUUCAGACGCUGACUGACUGGAAAUGAUGUCCUUUAAAAUUGAAAACUGAACGAUUUUUUUCAUGGAUCGUGUAGGCUUUGUAGAGCUCCUUGGUGUCUUCUUUGGGAAUGUGGGCAUGGGCAUAUUUGUAAGUCGCUGGCUGCUCGGUCAUGUUUUUUUGCUUGUUGACUGGAUGAACCCCUGAAAACUAGGGGCCAAUUAACGAAGACGUUCACAAUAUUGAGUGGGCCCGCGAACUCGGAAUAUUGAAAAAAUGAUCAUAUUUGACUGUCUUUAAGUCUGACCCUUAUUCUCUUUACGCCCGGGCCUCGGAAAGCCUUAAUCCAGCCCUGCUCAAAGCGGGCGUAUUUGAUCCAGUGCUUGAGUUCGGGUUGACAAGUUCAGAGACAAACCGAGUAGUCUGAAUCAAUCAUUGUUAAUUAAAUGUUAUUGCUGUUAAAAAUUCCUAUAUAAUGGUUUAAAGUUGCAGCAGAUAUUCAUGUUUUUAUCAUAACGUGUAAAAUCUAGGCAUAUAUACGAUUCCGGUUGGAACUGUUACGUUGUCAAAUUAAUCUACAAAGUUUAGAUGCAAGUUAGAAAAUUGAAAUUUUACCAUGCUUUAUACUCAUUGAUUGCUUUAUAUUGAUUAAUUAGAAGUUCGAAAAUCGAAUUUUUCCAAAUUUGACCCGCCGGCUAUGGUAUCUAUUUAGUAUACUUUAUAUAUUUUUUAUAAAUUAAGACGCAGUUUUACGUUUGAAGAUCAAAAUUGGAAAAUAAGCAAUAUUUCGCGCCAUAUCAGUGCAAACAUGUUUUUGUUUAUAUACAUAUAGAUGCAUUAUUAUACAUAUUACUAUAAGUA
Messenger RNA from Dendroctonus ponderosae (mountain pine beetle), 5733 nucleotides. RefSeq names its product synaptojanin-1. The transcript is spliced from 16 exons. Gene Ontology annotation, biological process: synaptic vesicle endocytosis; phosphatidylinositol dephosphorylation. The record is from RefSeq and is a predicted model, not a curated record. Bases 153 to 3629 code for a protein of 1158 amino acids. NCBI's taxonomy places the organism in Eukaryota, Metazoa, Arthropoda, Insecta, Coleoptera, Curculionidae. Gene Ontology annotation, molecular function: nucleic acid binding; phosphatidylinositol-4,5-bisphosphate 5-phosphatase activity.